This is a messenger RNA of Nyctereutes procyonoides (raccoon dog), 1368 nucleotides long. It is a transcript of the gene SMIM35, whose product is annotated as small integral membrane protein 35. The transcript has 5 exons. The coding region runs from base 1 to 366 and encodes 121 amino acids. Lineage: Eukaryota; Metazoa; Chordata; Mammalia; Carnivora; Canidae. The record is from RefSeq and is a predicted model, not a curated record.
AUGGGCCUGGGCUUUGGAAGCAAGCCUGCUGUGCCAAAGGCUGUGCUUAACCACUGUGCCUCCUGGCCCCCUGAGACAGCCCCGGAGCUUCAGGACCCCAGGCCACCAGGAUCAGGUGAGGACUCCAUCAGCACCCUGGGCCUGAUCCUCGGCGUGGGGCUGUCACUGCUGCUCGUUUCAGUCCUGGGCUACAGCCUGGCCAAGUGGUACCAGCGCGGGUACUGCUGGGAGGGGCCUAAUUUUGUCUUCAACUUGUACCAGAUCCGGAAUCUGAAGGAGCUGGAGGUGGGACCACCCUUCACCAUCAGUGGCCACAUCGGCAGUUCAGAUGGUGGCUAUAUGAAGUUCUCCGACAGGCUAGUCUGAUGGGGGAGUGUCAGCCUCUGGAGCCCCAGAGAGUGGCAGCGGGAUGGCCUGGGCAGUGCGGAGAGAAGUCGGAUUGAAGAGUACUCUGCAUUUGGCCGGGAAGACUGAGGCCCAGAGCUGACAUGACAUGAUUGAGAGCUGGAUGAGCCCAGAACCCACUUCUCUUGAGUUCCAGGCCAGCCCAGCACUCUUUCCACUCCGUGGGGCUGCGUCUUUGCCCAUGGGGCGUCUCCAGACAAGCAGCCUGGCCGUGGAAGCCUGUCUAUGGACUUGCCCAUUAGCCUGAGUGACUCCUGGACACUCCAGUCACAUGAGGGUCCUAUUUCCUUCCAAAAUACAUCGUGCCAUGCAGUGCCUGCUGGACUACAUGUGUCACCUCUUUGCCCUGAGUUUGAAUUGUGGGCUCAGAUUUUAUAAUCUCUCAAGUUUUGGGAGAGUCUCCCAAUCUUAGCAUAAUUUAAUAAAUGUCUCUUCACUCUUGUGAGUUCAGUCCAAAAUAUGUGCACUGAACACCCUAGGUGGGUCACACACUCCAUGACCCCUGUGGACAUCUCCCUCACAGCACGAAUAGCAGGUGCCUCAAUGUUCUGCCUUACAUCCUGAGCUCCACCCCUCAUUCCAGACAUUUCUGAAGGGGCUCCAGCUUUGUGCUCAUAAAUCUCGACUCCAGUGCCCACUGUACAUCACUUGCUGUCUGCCCUGGCUCCUCCCGUUCCGGGGGAGCCCAUGCAGCCCCGUGCACCAGCAGUUUGAGAGAGUAACACAUCUGGGGGAAGCCUCAGCCAGUCCAGAAGCGGAUGGAUCCAGGGCCUCUCCUGUCAAUGCUCAGGGGACAAUUGGAAGAGGUCUCUACAUGUUCCAGGGAACAUUCCAGUGGGAUCAAGACCCAGAUGCUCCCAGUAUUACCGGCUUGAUAAUGCAUCCUUAUUUGGGCUUUUUCUUCUCCUGGUAUCUCACCCUUGUUCCCAGUGAUCAUCUUCCAAAUAAACCACCUACCCACAA